Messenger RNA from Mucor velutinosus, 222 nucleotides. RefSeq lists its product as uncharacterized. Gene Ontology annotation, biological process: protein localization to microtubule; spindle assembly; regulation of microtubule polymerization or depolymerization. The transcript is spliced from 3 exons. The coding region runs from base 1 to 222 and encodes 73 amino acids. The record is from RefSeq and is a predicted model, not a curated record. Gene Ontology annotation, molecular function: microtubule plus-end binding. Gene Ontology annotation, cellular component: spindle midzone; cytoplasmic microtubule; microtubule organizing center. Lineage: Eukaryota; Fungi; Mucoromycota; Mucoromycetes; Mucorales; Mucoraceae.
AUGGGAGAAUCUAGAACAGAAUUACUGGCUUGGGUGAACGAUCUCUUACAACUAAACUACACCAAGGUUGAGCAAGCAGGAACAGGCGCUGCCUACUGCCAAAUUAUGGAUUCUGUGUUUAACGACGUCCAUAUGACAAAAGUCAAAUUUGAUACCAAGCAUGAAUACGAAUACGUCUCUAAUUUCAAGGUGCUUCAACACACUUUUGAUAAGCACAAGUAA